Phytophthora sojae is the source of this 753-nucleotide messenger RNA. RefSeq names its product serine protease trypsin-like protein. The record is from RefSeq and is a predicted model, not a curated record. Gene Ontology annotation, molecular function: serine-type endopeptidase activity. The transcript has a single exon. Gene Ontology annotation, biological process: proteolysis. NCBI's taxonomy places the organism in Eukaryota, Oomycota, Peronosporomycetes, Peronosporales, Peronosporaceae. The annotation marks the transcript as partial.
GACAUGACGGCAGACGAAGAAUCUCGAAUCUACGGCGGCAAGAGCGCGAAGUUCAAGAACUACCCGUACAUGGCGAGUCUGCGCGCGAACGGCUCCGUCAGUGGCACGUUUUGCGGUGGCACACUGAUUGCCCCGCAGUACGUACUAACGGCAGCUCAUUGCACCGACUGGUACCUGUACGACGUGUACGUCUCCCUCGGAUCGAAGCAUAGAUCUGGUCGAGACUCAGGAAAGUCCGAACAAAUUCGUGUCGUCGAGGCUUUCCGUCACCCGGAAUACCGCCUCUUCAACAUAUCGGCAGGGACCCACGACGUGGCAAUGCUCAAGCUGGAAAGACCCACCACUUAUUCCCCCGCGCUUUUGCCCAACGCAAACGGAUCCAACAAUAAGCCUGACAAUACGGCCACCACCCUCGGGUGGGGGUUAAUAAACAACGAGACUUUGAGUGAAACACUUCGAGCCGUGGACGUGAACAUCAUUUCGAACACGAAGUGCAGCAAACUAUACAUGGGGGAAGAAAGCAUCGUGGACGACUCCGUCAUUUGUGCCGGAUCAGGAGGUGGCAAAGACUCGCGCGCAGGUGAUUCAGGUGGCCCCCUUGUUGUUAUUGAGGUGGUGGUGGGCAUCGUGAGCGCCGGGGCCGACGACUGUGGUGUUUUGCCUGGAAUCUACGCGCGCGUCACUUAUGCACUGGAUUUCAUCAAUGACAUCCUGAACGGCGGAUCCACCGGUAAUGUUACGGAGUUACUGACC